GGCAGGCGAGUUGAAUUGAUUAAAACCGUUGAUUUCACUGAAAAUAAUUGAAGAACCGUCUCUCAGUUCCCUUUUGUUUUUGUUCUUCGCUGCAUAUAUGUACACAAAUCUGUGGCCGAUAAUCGAUAGGCAUAGUUGGGCAGCUGGCCGCCUCAGAAGAACAUCCAUAAAUUUACCCAUAGAAAGGAGAAAUCGGCGCCUCUCAGAUUCUCAAAUCGGUUCUAUCCUCUUCUUUUGCUUUAUUUCUGAGAGCUUCUUCCAGAAAUUUCCACUUUUUGUUCGUCCAUCUCUCUCGUGGAUUCGAAUUUCUGGUGUGAGAUUCGCCGGGAAGUUCUUCGAUUCUUCGUCCGGUAGCCACAGGUAAUUUGUUAAAUUGUGAGUGAGUAUACUCUCGAGGAGCUCUGUUAGAGGAAGAAAUGGCGGAAAGCAUCUUCUCGAAGCUAUCGGAUGACCUAGUCCUCAACAUACUGCACAAGCUCGAGGAAGAUCCUCGAAAUUGGGCUCGGAUUGCUUGCGUUUCCACCAAAUUAUCCUCUCUGAUACGAAACGUUUGUUACAUGUCCAAAUGUUCGCAAUCGAUCCCCGCGAUCGUCUCCGAUCUUCUCCCUUCCCCCGCCGCCGCCGCGCCUCCAGGCGAUUGGGCGUCGCUCUACAAGCUCGCCGUCUGCUGCCCGGGCCUCCUGCACUCCGGCGUCCUCCUCGAGAAUUCAGAUUUCGGACUCGAGCGCGAGCUCGGUCCCGACGAGAACUACCGGGUAAAUAAACUGUUCCGAGCGAAUGGAUCUGAGAAAUCUGCUUCAUCGAGCGACGCAAAUCACGGAGAAACUAACUCCGUGCCUGAUUGCGUGUGGUCGUUGUACGAUGAUUUGCUAUACGACACUCUGUAUACUGAUACUGAAGCUAUGUCUAGAGAUCGGGCUGAAAUGCCCGAAGACGAGCCCGAACUUAUGGAUACUGAGAACGAUAGGCCUGAUUUCAGCCAUUGUAAGAGGAGGAAGGUCUGCAGGCCAUUUAGGGCACAUUUGGCGUCAGGCGUUUGGAAUUUGAGCAGAGAGCAAGGCAAUAAGCUGCUUGCAAGCAGAUUCAAGGGCGAUUGUUUGUAUAUCUGUGAUUGGCCUGGCUGCAUCCAUGUCGAGGAGAAACGAAACUACAUGUUGUUCAGAGGUGUAUUCAAGAAUUUCAAGCAGUCUAGGGUUUGGAGGACGAUUAAUGAUGGCAAUAGGAGCAAGAUUGAUUUGAACUGUGCUUUUUGUGCUUCUAAGCAGACCUGGGAUCUGCAUUCUUCCUUCUGCUUGAGGAGGAACUUUGGGUUCCAUGAUGAUGGGGAGCCUGUUGUUCGAGCUUACGUCUGCGAGAAUGGACAUGUUUCCGGGGCAUGGACUGAUUGGCCAUUGUACACUUGAAGCUCCUCCAAGCUACAAAGCGAUCCACCAUUCUGCUGGUUUGAAUUACUAAACUUGUCCAUUGAUGCAGUGUUCUUAAUUAUAUAUACUUCAUAAUAGUGUGUUUUCUAAUCUUGCUUGAUGAUUUGCAUCGACAAAUCUUCUUUUCGACUGCUUAUGUUAUUUGCCUGUUGAGUUGUUGGUGAGGUAAUUUUAUUGUAGAGGAUUGUAUGCAUCUUCUUUUUAAUUGAUAUCUGUUAGGGUCCCCA
Messenger RNA from Andrographis paniculata, 1651 nucleotides. Its product is annotated as phytochrome A-associated F-box protein. The coding region runs from base 417 to 1403 and encodes 328 amino acids. The transcript has a single exon. The record is from RefSeq and is a predicted model, not a curated record. Lineage: Eukaryota; Viridiplantae; Streptophyta; Magnoliopsida; Lamiales; Acanthaceae. Gene Ontology annotation, molecular function: protein binding.